ACCCUGCUUGCAUGUUUGACCUCCGUGGAAGGUCUCUACCCAGAACGAAUCGUUUACAGACAGUCUUCGAUGAUGAAACCACCCUCUCGAGUUUGAAAAGAGACGAGGCUGCUUUAAGAGAGAAACAGGAAGUUGUAACUAGAAGCCCUCUGAAUGCUAAGCCAUCUGAACGCUUGUGAAGUAGCAACAAAGUAGCAGCGUUUAUUCUGAAAUUCCGUGGCUGCCAGUCUGUCCUGGACAAAUCUCUUCAAAGUGCUCAUCCCUCACCCAGGGAUUUCUGAGCAUCACGUUUCAGCUAGUGGAGAAUGGCGGGGCAGCUUCGGCUUACGACAGGCAAGGAUGAAGAUCACUUCCAACACCAGGGAGCAGUGGAGCUGCUUGCCUUUAAUUUUUUGCUCAUCCUUACCAUUUUAACAAUAUGGUUAUUUAAAAAUCAUCGAUUCCGCUUUUUGCAUGAGACUGGAGGCGCGAUGGUGUAUGGUCUCAUAAUGGGGUUAAUUUUACGAUAUGCCACAGCACCAACUGAUAUUGAGAGUGGAACUGUCUACGAGUGUGGGAAAUUGUCAUUCAGCCCAUCAACUCUGCUAGUCAACAUCACUGACCAAGUUUACGAAUAUAAGUACAAGAGAGAAAUCAGUCAGCAUAACGUCAGUCCCCACCAAGGCAAUGCCAUCCUGGAGAAGAUGACAUUUGACCCAGAAAUAUUCUUCAACGUUUUACUGCCUCCCAUUAUAUUCCAUGCAGGAUACAGCCUGAAGAAGAGACACUUUUUUCAAAACCUGGGAUCAAUUUUAACAUACGCCUUCUUGGGAACAGUCAUCUCCUGUGUGGUCAUAGGGUUAAUUAUGUAUGGCUUUGUGAAGAUCAUGGUGUAUGCCGGCCAGCUGAAGAGUGGGGACUUCCAUUUCACUGACUGUUUAUUUUUUGGUUCACUGAUGUCUGCUACAGAUCCAGUGACGGUGUUGGCCAUUUUCCAUGAACUACAUGUGGACCCCGACCUGUACACACUGCUGUUUGGGGAGAGUGUACUGAACGAUGCAGUGGCCAUCGUCCUCACAUACUCUAUAUCCAUCUACAGUCCCAAGGAGAAUCCCAAUGCGUUUGACACUGCAGCGUUCUUCCAGUCCGUGGGGAAUUUCCUAGGGAUCUUCGCUGGCUCCUUUGCAAUGGGCUCUGCAUACGCAGUUGUCACAGCACUGUUGACCAAAUUUACCAAGCUCUGUGAGUUCCCGAUGCUGGAAACAGGCCUGUUUUUCCUCCUUUCUUGGAGUGCCUUCCUGUCUGCAGAGGCCGCUGGCUUAACAGGCAUAGUUGCUGUUCUCUUCUGUGGCGUCACACAAGCACAUUAUACCUACAACAACCUGUCAUCAGAUUCCAAACUGAGGACCAAACAGCUGUUUGAAUUUAUGAACUUCCUGGCUGAGAAUGUCAUCUUCUGCUACAUGGGCCUGGCUCUAUUCACCUUCCAGAAUCACAUUUUCAACGCUCUUUUUAUACUUGGAGCCUUUCUAGCAAUUUUUGUUGCCAGAGCCUGCAACAUUUAUCCCCUCUCCUUCCUCCUGAAUCUGGGCAGGAAACAGAAGAUCCCAUGGAACUUCCAACACAUGAUGAUGUUUUCAGGUUUGCGAGGUGCCAUCGCCUUCGCUCUGGCCAUCCGCAACACAGAAUCGCAGCCCAAACAGAUGAUGUUCACCACUACACUGCUCCUCGUGUUCUUCACUGUCUGGGUGUUUGGAGGAGGAACCACCCCCAUGCUUACAUGGCUUCAGAUUCGAGUUGGUGUGGACAUGGAUGAAAGCCUAAAGGAGGAGCCCUCCUCACAGCAGGAAGCAAAUAAGUUGGAUAAAAACCCAACAAAGACAGAGAGUGCACAGCUCUUCAGGAUGUGGUAUGGAUUUGAUCACAAAUAUCUGAAGCCCAUCUUAACCCACUCAGGUCCUCCACUGACCACCACAUUGCCUGCGUGGUGUGGCCCUGUCUCCAGGCUGCUUACCAGUCCUCAGGCCUACGGGGAACACCUGAAAGAGGAUGAUGUGGAAUGUAUUGUAAACCAAGAUGAACUCGCCAUGAAUUACCAGGAACCAGACUCCUCACCCAGCAGUCCUGCCACAAAGCUAGCCCUAGAUCAGAAGCCUUCACUCGGGACUCCAGGCAAGGAAAACAUCUACGAAGGAGACCUUGGCCUCGGCAGCUAUGAACUCAAACUGGAGCAGACCCGGAGUCAACCCCAGAUGGACUAAUUUCAUGGUGAGGGCAGAUGUAAUCACAAGUGACAGUGACGCAAGACCGCUGCGGAAUGCCAACAGCCUAAGAGGCAGUGCAGAGAGAGACAGAAAGUAUUAAGGACAUAAAUUGGACAGAAUCAAAACCUUGUCGCAUGUUUCCUCCCGUGCCUUCAGAGACAAGAAUUCAUUACCUUCCCUCUGUAUUAUCCAACCUCAUUUAAUUAUCUGACAGCCAUUUUUACUGCUGGAUUGGGGGCCAGGCGAGUCAGGUCUAGCUGCCUUUGGGAUAAACCACAUGUGCCGGGUCUGCAGGGGGCUCCGCCUCCUGCUCCUCAGAUGGCUCUCCAGGCCCUUCACGUGGAGUAUGGACUACCUUCCCUUAAUUAUGGAGCAUUAACAACAUGAAAAAAGAGCCUCUGAGCAUAGCGACAGUUCUUAUCUCUUAGGACUUGGCUCCAAUUGUUCUAACUGAUUCUAAGGCCAUGGCAGAGCCCACUGAGUAUUCAGUGCCCACUAUUGAUGGCCUCGGAGAAUUUCCAUGCCUUAGGGACCCUGUUGUUCUUGCUGGCACUCUCUCCAUACUGUUCUUCCCACUAUUCCAAGGAGCUACUUGCCUCCAGGUGUGUCUAUGUUAAGCAUAGGGCCUCUUGCCAGUCUAAGGGAACUCUUUCCAGGAAAAGCUGGUUUCUUUCCCACAUUCUGUGUUUUAUCCAAAUGAUGAGCCUCCCUUCCUUGUGCACUGGAGCAACUUCUUGGCUCUUGAAGCAGGUUCCCUCUGCAUGCUGGGAAGACAUAUUUUGCAACAUGAUCCACAUGGGGGAGACUGUGCAGGGCCCUGACCUUUCCCAGUUCCAAUACUGGUGGCUGAUUGGUAGCAAAAAGGCAAAAAUAAUAGGGCUGGUGGCAUUUAAGCCACACUGAGGCACCAAGGACAAGCACCAAUCCGGACUCACCCCUUCCCAGUGUGCUCAAGGAUGCAUUGGAGAGAUCAACACAAUAGUUUUUAAUUCAGCUGCAUGACCUGUGCCUUUGAAGCCAUAAGAUACCUCAAGCCUAGCUUCUCUUGAAAUGCAGAUGUUGCUAUCAGGCUCCAAAGAGCAGGCUUCAGACUGAGGAGCCCAAGACAUGAUGGACUUGCUUUUGAGGGAGAUGGAGAAUGAUGUCUUUCUCAGGCCCAAAGCUUAAAACUAAUGCAUGCUUUGCUGAUCACUUCUUAGGCCUUAGACCUAUGGUAUCGGGUAUACUGCUCUGCAUGUCAUCUUUCUUGCUUCCAAAUAGUAGAAACUGGGGGAAACUUUUGUAUUCAACUGAUUAAAAUCUUGUCAUUUUGGGUAAAUAUGGCAAGUCGAGAAGUUUUUCCUAAUAAAAUUUUGUUAAUGGA
Messenger RNA from Mesocricetus auratus (golden hamster), 3606 nucleotides. It is a transcript of the gene Slc9a9, whose product is annotated as solute carrier family 9 member A9. NCBI's taxonomy places the organism in Eukaryota, Metazoa, Chordata, Mammalia, Rodentia, Cricetidae. The transcript has 16 exons. Gene Ontology annotation, biological process: sodium ion transport; proton transmembrane transport; regulation of pH. Gene Ontology annotation, cellular component: recycling endosome; membrane. The record is from RefSeq and is a predicted model, not a curated record. Bases 306 to 2240 code for a protein of 644 amino acids. Gene Ontology annotation, molecular function: sodium:proton antiporter activity.